UGCGCAAUAGCAAGUUUAAUAAAAGAGGGCAGCUUUGAGCCAGCUUGGAAAAUAAAGAAUAGAGAGUAUGAAGAAAUGGAAUUAAUAGAAAAGAAAAGAAAAAGGGAAGAGUAUGAAAAGCACGAUAUACAAUUUUUAUUAUCAGAUAAAAAACAAGAAAAUAGAUCAUUACCAUUGGGUCAUAUAAAUAACCCAAUAGAUGUAAUAGAUGAAGAAGAUUUCAAACAACAACAACUACAAUUACAACAACAACAACAACAACAACAACAACAACAACAACCACAACAACAACAACCACAACCACAUCAACAGUACCAACAACCACAACAAGAAAAGAAAUUAAGACCAUCUUUUUCAUCAUCAUCAUUUUCAAAUCCUUCAUCACCACCAACUACACCAUCUACUCCACCAACACCAUCAAUUUCAAUAUCAUCUUCAUCAGUUUGCCUUUCAUCACCAUCCAUAUCAUCACCAUCCAUUUGUAUUUCAUCACCAUCAAAAUCAUCAUCAUCUUUAUCUGCAUUCAAUACAUUACCACAAAAUAUUGUUAUUCUUGGUAGUUCUUCGUCACCAUCAUUACCAUCAUCUUCUUAUUCCCCAUUAUCACCAUCAUUACCAUCAUCACCUUAUUCACCAUCAUUAUCAUCAUUAUCAUCUUUAUCAUCAUUAUCAUCAAAUAUUUUAAAAAAAAGCACCAAUAACACAAACAACAAUAGCAAUAAUAGUUGUAAUGUAAAUAGUCAUAAUGUAAAUAAUUUAACAAAUAUAACAAAUAAUAGUUUUAAUAGAUAUAGUGGUAAUAGUUAUAAUAGUUAUAUAAAUAAUAGUAUUGGCCAUAAUAACAAUAUAAAUAAUAAUAGUAAUAAUAGUAGUAAUAUUAAUAAUUAUAAUAGUAGUAAUAGUAAUAAUAAUAAUAAUAAUAAUAAUAAUAAUAAUAAUAAUAAAAGAAAUGAUAAAUUUUUAAAGAUUUGGGAAAUUGAACAAAUUAGAAAUAGAAUUAUAUAUCAUGUUAGAUUAUAUAGAAAAUAUUCAAAAAUAGUUAUAAAUUCAAAUAUAAUGGGAUCUGUUUUAUUUGAUAAUUCAAUUAGAACCUAUAUAAAUACAUUAGUUUUUUCAAGUAGUGGUAAUAUUAGUUCGACUAUCCAAUUAGUUAAAGGUAUUAUUCCUUCUUCAGUUACAGAAUUAGAUCUUGGUGGUUAUAAUAAUCCUUUAGAACUUGGAUCUAUCCCAGAUUCUGUUACUAAGCUUACAUUUGAAAAGUAUAAUCAUUCACUUUUCCCAGGAUGUAUACCAAAUAGUGUAGUUAUUUUAGAGCUUAAUAAAUUUAACCAGCCACUUUCAACUAAUGUAAUUCCAUCAUCAGUAUCAAAACUUAAAAUGACCAAUUUCAAUCACUCUUUAGAAUGUGGAUUUUUACCAAGUUCAAUCAAAGAGUUAAUAUUACCAGCAUUUAAUAAACCAAUUAAGACCUCUACUUUUUAUCUUCCAACUUCAGUCGCAUACCUUUCAUUACCAAGUCUUUUCCACCCAAUCCCAAAGGGUUUCCUACCAUCAUCCCUUCAUAAACUCGAAUUUUCAUCAAAAUAUUUUGACCCAAACCUUGAAGAAUUCUUACCAGAAUCAGUUACUUCAUUACAAUUAGGUAAAUUACCAACUCGCAGUCGUAUUCCAUUGUCAGUAAAAUAUUUUCAAUUUGAUAGCUUUUUUAAUGAACCACUUUUAAUUGGCAGUUUACCAAAGUCAUUAACAUCACUCAAGUUGGGUGAUUCUUUUAACCAGCCAAUUUCAGUUGGUGUUAUACCAUCAUCUAUUCUUCAUUUAGAGUUUGGACGUGCAUUUGACCAACCAAUAACUACUGGUGUUAUUCCACGUUCUAUUAUGUAUUUACAUUUUUCUGAAAACUUUAACCAACCAAUUGCAGUCGGCACUUUACCAAAUUCAAUUACUUCACUUACAUUUGGAACUCAUUUUAAUCAACCAAUCCUCGACAAUUCAUUCCCAAACUCUAUUAAAAUAUUAAAAUUUGGAGCUCGUUUCAAUCAAACUAUUAAUCAGCAAUCAUUACCAUCAAAUUUAGAGUAUCUCGAUUUUGGCGCAAAAUUUAAUAAACCAUUGACAUCCAUUUCUAUUCCAUAUAGCGUAACCAGUUUAAAGUUUGGUAAUAAGUUUAAUCAAGUGCUCAAACCAGGUCAUAUUCCAGGUGCUGUUAAAGUACUCGAAUUUGAUGCAUUUUAUAAUAGAGCAUUACCAAAAGGUGUUUUACCAGAAAGUUUAACCCAUUUAACAAUUUCAAAACAAUACAAAAAAUCCGAUCAAAAUCCAAAUCCGCUACUUUUAGAGGUUUCAAAGAGAGUCAAAAUUAAAUUUAUUUAA
This is a messenger RNA of Dictyostelium purpureum, 2373 nucleotides long. RefSeq lists its product as uncharacterized. The record is from RefSeq and is a predicted model, not a curated record. The transcript is spliced from 2 exons. NCBI's taxonomy places the organism in Eukaryota, Evosea, Eumycetozoa, Dictyosteliales, Dictyosteliaceae. The annotation marks the transcript as partial.